AACACAUUAAAAACAAUGAUCAACUAUAGAACAGGGUAUCCCUGGUAAUUCCUGACACGGUCUGGUACGAAAGUGAUUUCAAUCUAUGAUAGAAAGCCUAUAAAUUCAGUGAUCCAGCAGAUAGUUAUUCAGUUUGGAGCUCGUUCUCUUAUAGAAGGCUACGAACCUAUAGAAAGCUAUAGCAUCGGAGAGACCUAUUACUAACAUGGAGGUGAAAGUGACACUGAUCGUUGCCAUUGUGGCUGCUCUUGCUAUCUCGGCUCACGCACAAAGCGAUUUCAAUGAACGACGAGGAAAGGAGAAUGGCAGAGAGAGAGGACAAGAUCGCUUUGGAGGAAGGCCUGAUGGAAUGCAGAUGGGUGGACCUAGGCAAGAUGGCGGUCCGAUGGGUGGUAGGAGAUUCGACGGACCUAGAUUUGGUGCCCCGCAGAUGGGUGGACCUAGGCAAAAUGGUGGACCAAUGGGUGGCAGAAGGUUCGAUGGACCUGGAUUUGGUGCCCCGCCGAUGGGUGGACCAAGGCAAGAUGGUGGACCAAUGGGUGGAAGAAGGUUCGAUGGACCUGGAUUUGGUGCCCCGCAAAUGGGUGGACCUAGGCAAAAUGGCGGUCCGAUGGGUGGUAGGAGAUUCGACGGACCUCGAUUUGGUGGCUCCAGACCAGAUGGUGCUGGAGGGAGACCUUUCUUCGGCGAAGGAGGUAGGCGUGGUGAUGGAGAAGAAGAAACUGAUGCUGCCCGACAAAUUGGGCCUGGUCGGUUUGAUGGUCCUGGACAUGGUCAUUAUGGUCAUCAUCAAGGUGCAGGAAGACCUUUCUUCGGCAAUCCUCCUCCUUUUAACCCAGAACAGGAACCGCGCAACGACAGCAGCGAGGAGGAUGGCCGUCAUCACCGUCACCACGAUCGCCACCACGCCCACCAUGGCCACCAUGGCCACCACGAACACCAUCAUCAACAUCAUAACCACACAGAAGGCCACCAAGAUCAUGACAGACCGAUGUUUGAGAUGAGGCCCUUCCGGUUCAACCCCUUGGGUAGAAAGCCUUUCGGAGACCAUCCCUUCGGCAGACGCAAUCACACAGAAGGUCACCAGGGUCAUAAUGAGACGGGAGAUCACCCCCACCGUCAUCACAGCAAAAACGUAGAUGGAGAUCAGGACACCGGCCACCACGGCCACCAUGGCCACCACGAACACCAUCAUCAUCAGCAUGACCACAGAGAAGGCCACCAAGAUCAUGACAGACCGAUGUUUGAGAUGAGGCCCUUCCGGUUCAACCCCUUGGGUAGAAAGCCUUUCGGAGACCAUCCCUUCGGCAGACGCAACCACACAGAAGGUCACCAGGGUCAUAAUGAGACGGGAGAUCACCCCCACCGUCAUCACAGCAAGACCGGAGAUGGAGAUCAGGACAGACCAAUGUUUGAGACGAGGCCCUUCUGGGUCAACCCCUUCGGUAGAAAGCCUUUCGGAGACCGUCCCUUCGACAGACGCAACGGAACCGAAGAAGGAUCUCCCAGGCGUGAUGGCCACCCUCAUCCCCAUGGUAACCGCGGACGUUGGGGUGAGAAUGAAAGUGAGGAGAAGGAGCAUCCAACGACGGAAAGCGUAACGACAUCUUCACCACUUAAAGUGAUCGAGAUCGCAAUCAAUGAAGUAGACACCAAUGUGGUCGCCGAGGUGUAGAAUUUGUAUUAAAAAAAGAAGAAAACAAAUAUUGCUUUUGUUAAGAUAUAAUAUAAAUAUAUAUAUAUAUAUAUACUUCACCAAUAGCUUUCACUGGACAGAAUGUUUUUAUUAACGCGUCAUAACCGUACCAAAGACAACACUGUGUUUCUACAAAUUCAUUUACAACAGACUAAAAGCCAGUGAAAGGUGCUUGAAAAUACUGACGAAUUUUAAAUAUACAAUUUCAUACUGAAUACUAAAAAAUUGUAAAAUAAACAUGUAGCUGAACUCAUACGAAGGUAAUGUGCAAUAAUAAAGCCCCGAAUAUUUCCCUCACGCAGAUGAAUUGAUCAUUGUUAUUGAAUCAAUGAGGAAGACGAAAUGAAGGGAAAUAUUGCUUUUGUUAAGAUAUAAUAUAAAUAUAUAUAUACUUCACCAAUAGCUUUCACUGGAGAGAAUGUUUUAUUAACGCGUCAUAACCGUAUCAAAGACAACACUGUGUUUCUACAAAUUCAUUUACAACAGACUGAAAGCCAGUGUAAGGUGCUUGAAAAUACUGACGAAUUGUUAAAAUACAAUUUCAUACUGAAUACUAAAAAAUUGUAAAAUAAAGAUGUAGCUGAACUCAUACGAAGGUAAUGUGCAAUAAUAAAGCCCCGAAUAUUUUCCUGACGCA
Molecule: messenger RNA, 2333 nt
Organism: Strongylocentrotus purpuratus (purple sea urchin)
Lineage: Eukaryota; Metazoa; Echinodermata; Echinoidea; Camarodonta; Strongylocentrotidae
Product: serine/threonine-protein phosphatase 1 regulatory subunit 10
Exons: 2
Coding region: 206-1675 (489 amino acids)
Source: RefSeq, a predicted model, not a curated record